Molecule: messenger RNA, 975 nt
Organism: Hemisphaericaspora subhashii
Lineage: Eukaryota; Fungi; Ascomycota; Pichiomycetes; Serinales; Debaryomycetaceae
Exons: 2
Coding region: 1-975 (324 amino acids)
Source: RefSeq, a predicted model, not a curated record
AUGUCAAAAAGAGAAAUACUAUUAGAUCUCUUGUUGAAUUCAAGAAUCAAUGAGAGUCACCAGCAUCAACAACAACAAGAUAUUGCUAUUAAUACUUCAGAUGUUAAUGAAAUUUAUUUAAAUCGAUUACAAAAAGAUAUUGAACGCGUUAAACAAUUUAAUAAACAAGCUGAUCUNAUUAAAAUCAAUGAGAGUCACCAGCAUCAACAACAACAAGAUAUUGCUAUUAAUACUUCAGAUGUUAAUGAAAUUUAUUUAAAUCGAUUACAAAAAGAUAUUGAACGCGUUAAACAAUUUAAUAAACAAGCUGAUCUCAUAAUUAAUAAUUUAAAUAAGUAUCAGAUUGAUUGUCCAAUUGAAAAGAGAUUAAUAGCUUUGAAUGAAUCAUAUGAAAAGAUUCCUUAUUUAACUGAUAAGAAUGAUACUAUUGGUAUUGUAUCUACUAUUAAUAUUUUGGAUGAUUUACAACAACAAUAUCAAUUAGAAUUAAAUGAACUAAAACUGAUAGAUUCUUUGGAUUUAUUAAUUAAAGAAUAUAAACAACUUCUUGAUGUUAUUAAUAAGAACAAACAAACUAAACAACAGAUAAUUGAACAAUUAAAAGACAAACAGCACCAGUUAGGUUACCAAUCUAAUGAUAAUAAUACUACUGAGAUUGUAUCUCAAUUAAAUCAACUGAUUAAAGUUAAAGAAUUAAUUUCAUUAAAUUUAAAAAGAAUAAUUGUUAAAUAUUUAACAAUAUCGGGAACAUCCAAUCCUUUAACUUCUAUUGAUAAACAAUUAAUUACUCAACUUACAAUUGAAUGGUCAAAUAUAAUUGAACAAUUAUUAAUUAAAGAAUCAGAAUGGAUUUUAAUUAAUAAUAUCAUGAAUUAUUCACAAACUAAAUUUAUGAUUGAUAAUUUAAUAACAAAUGAUGUUUUAUUAAUUAAACAAAUUAAUGGUAAAACUUUUAUUAAAUUAAGAGGAUUUUAA